AUGAAGUUUCGUCAACAACAAUUAUGGCAACUUGAGCGCUAUCUUAAACCACACUCGAAGCUUUCCUCCCCAAAGCUACAAUGCUCACGAUCCAUAUCAACAACAACAAUACCCUCUAUACCACGAUUCUCAAAAACGCCCCUCAGUUGUACAGCCUUAAGAUGUAGACUAAGAUCUGCGCGUACCUAUCACACAUCCGUCUCUGCCUCCGAGCUCCUCUUUGGCCAACCUGUCCACGAAACACACCCUCAUAUCCUCGCAGCUGGUGAACUCACGCCAGGUAUAACUGCACAAGAAUAUCAUGACCGCCGUGCCGCCCUUUGCCAUUCCUUACCCCCAAACUCCGCCGUCCUUCUCCCCGCCGAAUCCCUCAAAUACCGAUCCGGUGCCGUUUUCUUCGCCUUCCGCCAAGAGUCCAACUUCCUCUAUCUCACUGGAUUCUCUGAGCCUGAAUCCAUAGCCGUGUUGAAGAGGACUGGCGAUGAGCUAGGCGAUUACACAUUUCACUUAUACUGUAGGUCGAAAGAUCCAAAAGUAGAGCAAUGGAGCGGUCCCUGGAGUGGAGUUGAUGCCGCGAGAGACGUUUGGAACGCAGAUGAGGCAGAGGAUAUUAAGCUGGUAGACAGGACACUGGCUUCGGUGCUGGAUGGUGCUAAAAUAAUAUUCACGGAUGUUGAACUGACGCAAAAUGGGACGUCUACAAAACUAGCCAACCUCUUGCGUUCAGCAGCUCCUAAUGCGAGUAUAUCACCUUUAAGGCCACAUAUCAAUGUUCUCCGUGCCAUCAAGUCGCCAGCCGAAAUAGCCAAUAUGCGGCACGCAGGGCAAACGUCUGGCCGAGUGUUGACAGAAGCUAUGCGGCGGUCGUGGAAGUAUGAAAAGGAGCUGGCUUCAUUCCUGGAGUACCAGUAUCAAAUGUCUGGUCUGGACGGACAUGCUUACAUCCCCGUGGUGGCCGGAGGGCCAAAGGCGACACUCAUCCACUACGUCCUAAAUAAUGGUAUACUAAACGAUUCGGAGUUCGUCCUCGUAGACUCCGGUGGUGAAUACGGAACAUACAUUACUGACAUAACACGGACAUGGCCCGUCUCAGGGAAAUUUAGCGAACCACAGAAGGACCUAUAUAACGCUAUUCUUCGCGCCCAGCGAUCAUCUAUCUCGCUCUGCCGCGCUAGUGCCAAUGUUACUCUCGACAAAUUGCACCUGAUCACGGAGAAUGCCCUCCGUGACCAACUACAACAGCUUGGCUUCGACCUAAGUGGAGAUGCCAUGGGAACUCUAUUCCCGCACCACGUUGGGCACUAUAUCGGCCUUGAUGUCCACGAUGUUCCCGGAUACGCACGGAAUGUGAUCCUGAAAGAAGGUCACUGCGUCACGAUCGAACCCGGCAUCUACGUGCCCGAUGAUGAGAGGUGGCCCACAGCCUUCCGGGGUAUGGGCAUUCGAAUCGAGGACAGCAUAUGUGUGGGCGAUGAUAGCCCCCUUAACCUAACUACAGAGGCGGUUAAGGAGGUUGACGACAUCGAGGCAUUAAGAGACUAG
This is a messenger RNA of Daldinia childiae, 1542 nucleotides long. Its product is annotated as Intermediate cleaving peptidase 55. The transcript has a single exon. The record is from RefSeq and is a predicted model, not a curated record. Gene Ontology annotation, cellular component: mitochondrion. Gene Ontology annotation, molecular function: metalloaminopeptidase activity; manganese ion binding. Lineage: Eukaryota; Fungi; Ascomycota; Sordariomycetes; Xylariales; Hypoxylaceae. The coding region runs from base 1 to 1542 and encodes 513 amino acids.